AUGUUCAUGGGCAACGUGACGGACGGACGCGUGAGUGAGCCCAGUUCCAGUCCAGUCCAGAAAUCGAUGCAAAAGUUCCUCGCGGCACCAGCCGAUAGUGUGUCGGCCUGCUUGCCGAUCAGAACCAAUGGUCCCAAGACAGCAGCAGGGCCGUCGCACCGCAAGCUGCCGACCGAAAAUCAUGGACGGACGGCAGACGGGACGGGAACUGAGAGUCAGAAAACUUUAGCUGCUGGCGGUAGUCUAACUGGAAGAAGUAAAGAUAUCUCCACUGUUGGGAAAUUGGGAGAACUCCACCACAACGUUUGUAGUGCUGUUUUCUUUUCCGCAUUUCUGAGGCUUUUGGGGAUCUUCGAUCAUCAGUCCGCAACUGGUUCAUACAAGUGGAUUAAAAAUAUGUUCGGGGGAGACGGGACGGGUGAAGAGAUUUCAAAUCGAAUGCAGAGAAUGGAAGCGGCCUUCUCGAAGAACCGAACAAUCAUCGAGCUUCGGGCGAUGGGCUUGAGUCCGCUGAGGACUGAGGCUUCGGGGUUUGAGUGA
Neurospora crassa OR74A is the source of this 540-nucleotide messenger RNA. RefSeq lists its product as hypothetical. The transcript is spliced from 3 exons. The record is from RefSeq and is a predicted model, not a curated record. Bases 1 to 540 code for a protein of 179 amino acids. NCBI's taxonomy places the organism in Eukaryota, Fungi, Ascomycota, Sordariomycetes, Sordariales, Sordariaceae.